UCUGCUUCAUUAUUUCCUGUUACGUCGACGCUUAACGGUCGGUUUGUAGGACUGAGAUUUUUCAGCCAUUUUUUAGCGUAAACACCAAAGAGCAAAAUGCGUGAAUGCAUCUCCGUCCACGUUGGACAGGCUGGUGUCCAGAUUGGGAAUGCCUGCUGGGAGCUUUACUGCUUGGAACAUGGCAUUCAGCCAGACGGUCAAAUGCCCAGUGACAAGACCAUUGGCGGAGGAGAUGAUUCCUUCAACACAUUUUUCAGUGAGACUGGAGCUGGAAAGCAUGUCCCUAGAGCUGUUUUUGUGGACCUUGAACCCACUGUGAUCGAUGAGGUGCGGACUGGGACGUAUCGCCAGCUGUUCCACCCUGAGCAGUUGAUCACUGGCAAGGAGGAUGCAGCUAACAAUUAUGCCCGUGGACACUAUACCAUUGGAAAAGAGAUCAUUGAUCUUGUUCUGGACAGGGUUCGCAAACUGGCUGACCAGUGCACUGGUCUUCAGGGCUUCCUGGUGUUCCACAGCUUUGGUGGUGGGACCGGCUCUGGUUUCACCUCCCUGCUGAUGGAGCGCCUUUCUGUCGACUACGGCAAGAAGUCAAAGCUGGAGUUUUCCAUCUACCCAGCUCCCCAAGUGUCCACUGCUGUGGUUGAGCCCUACAACGCCAUCCUGACCACCCACACCACCCUAGAGCACUCUGACUGUGCCUUCAUGGUAGAUAACGAGGCAAUCUAUGACAUCUGCCGUAGGAACCUCGAUAUCGAGCGUCCUUCCUACACCAACCUGAACAGGUUGAUCAGCCAGAUUGUGUCCUCCAUCACUGCUUUGCUCCGCUUCGAUGGCGCCCUCAAUGUUGAUCUGACAGAGUUCCAGACCAACUUGGUGCCCUACCCUCGUAUCCAUUUCCCCCUGGCCACCUACGCCCCCGUCAUCUCUGCAGAGAAAGCUUAUCACGAGCAGUUAACUGUAUCAGAAAUCACAAACGCUUGCUUCGAGCCAGCCAAUCAGAUGGUGAAAUGUGACCCUCGCCACGGCAAGUACAUGGCCUGCUGCCUUUUGUACCGUGGCGAUGUGGUGCCCAAAGAUGUCAACGCUGCCAUUGCUGCCAUUAAAACCAAGCGCACCAUCCAGUUCGUGGACUGGUGCCCCACCGGUUUCAAGGUCGGCAUCAACUACCAGCCACCCACUGUGGUUCCUGGUGGAGACCUGGCCAACGUCCAGAGGGCUGUGUGUAUGCUGAGCAACACCACCGCCAUCGCUGAGGCUUGGGCACGACUUGACCACAAGUUUGACUUGAUGUACGCCAAGCGUGCAUUUGUUCACUGGUAUGUGGGUGAGGGAAUGGAGGAGGGUGAGUUUUCUGAGGCUAGAGAGGACAUGGCAGCUCUAGAGAAGGAUUAUGAAGAGGUUGGAGUUGACUCUGUUGAUGGGGAGGGAGAUGAGGAAGGUGAGGAGUAGGUUCAUUGCAAUAAAAUCAUCAAAGUUAUGCAAGUUCACUCAGAAGCACUGUUACAUUGUUCUACCAAAUCUUGUUACACAUUCCUGUGUAUAUUUUUCAACUUUAAAUAAAUGUGUUGUUUUAAUGCUAUGUGAGAGUGUAACAUGGAGACAUGACCACUUUGUUUUGUAGUUCUGUUCUUUCAAUAUCAGCACUUUCUUUUAUUAAGGUGCUGCUUAAUAAAGAGUACAUGAGCUGUUUAAA
Messenger RNA from Maylandia zebra (zebra mbuna), 1693 nucleotides. RefSeq names its product tubulin alpha chain. Gene Ontology annotation, molecular function: GTP binding; structural constituent of cytoskeleton. NCBI's taxonomy places the organism in Eukaryota, Metazoa, Chordata, Actinopteri, Cichliformes, Cichlidae. The record is from RefSeq and is a predicted model, not a curated record. Gene Ontology annotation, cellular component: microtubule. Gene Ontology annotation, biological process: microtubule-based process.